AUGGAGGAAGAACCGUCAGAAAGCUCGUUAAGCUUACCAAUUUCCAGGAUCAAGAAACUCGUCAAGCUUGAUCCUGAGCACGUUUCAUCAACAGAGUCAGCCAAUUAUCUACUGGGAGCUGCAACAGAACUUUUCAUCAUGAAUCUAGUAGAACAGGCCUCAUUCCAUGCCAAAUCACAGAAGCGCAAAAAAAUCGCAUACUCCGACUUUUAUGAGGUGGUCCACAGCAACGAUAGCCUGCUGUUCAUGAAGGACCUGGUGCCGAAGACUGUUCCUCUACAGCAGCUUGUGAAGGAACACAAAGUAGUGUUGGAGACAAAGUCAAACGAAGAUGACACUAUAGACGAUGACUCUGGAGUUUCGACGCCGCAGCCAGCCCAGCCAAAGCAGCAGACCCUACCUUUUGUGCUCAAGAAAGACGAGGACAAACCAGAAGAUGCCGUUACGAUCAGUUAAUCAAUCUUUAUAUAUGUACAUUUACGCUCUCUCGAUAUAGUCCUCUGUGCGCGGAUGUUUCACCUCACCGGUCUCAAUAUACUCCUUCACCUUAUCAAACAAGAACCUACCAUCUGUAACGCUCGAGUAGCCAUCAAAGGUAUUCUUUGGAAUGACUGCGUUUGAUGACACCAGCGGCUUCAAACUAAAGUCGGUGAGAUUAGGGGGUGCCACAAAAGUACGCACACGUUGGUAGUCAAUGUUAUAUGUUCCCCACUUGUUCAGACGUCCUAUACCCGACGAUCUGGUACCCUUGUAGAAGUUUUUGUUCCCUUGCUUUGUGGUCAGAGGAACCCUCUUGUUUCCUGUCUUCGUCAUGCCGUAGAAAAGCGUGCCAUCUCUGUACGUCUUCCAUGGGCGACGCAGCAAAACCGACUGCGUCUCCUGGAAAUGCAAGAC
Molecule: messenger RNA, 894 nt
Organism: Ogataea polymorpha
Lineage: Eukaryota; Fungi; Ascomycota; Pichiomycetes; Pichiales; Pichiaceae
Exons: 1
Coding region: 1-456 (151 amino acids)
Cellular component (GO): nucleus; CHRAC
Molecular function (GO): protein heterodimerization activity
Source: RefSeq, a predicted model, not a curated record